This is a messenger RNA of Opisthocomus hoazin, 1188 nucleotides long. NCBI's taxonomy places the organism in Eukaryota, Metazoa, Chordata, Aves, Opisthocomiformes, Opisthocomidae. The record is from RefSeq and is a predicted model, not a curated record.
UAUGGGGGAGCCGAGGUGGUGGACCAGAUUGAGCUGCUGUGCGAGCAGCGGGCUCUGGAGGCGUUCGACCUGGAUCCUGCGCGCUGGGGCGUCAACGUUCAGCCCUACUCAGGGUCUCCAGCCAACUUCGCAGCCUACACAGCCCUGCUGCAGCCCCACGACCGCCUGAUGGGGCUGGACCUGCCUGAUGGGGGCCACCUCACCCACGGGUACACGUCGGACCUCAAGAGAUCCAUCUUCUUCGAGUCGAUGCCCUACAAACUUGACCCAGCCACAGGGCUGAUUGACUAUGACCAGCUGGAGGUGACAGCACGGCUCUUCCGUCCUCGUCUUGUCAUUGCCGGCACCAGCGCAUACGCCCGCCUCAUCGACUAUGCUCGCAUGAAGAAGGUGUGCGAGGAGGUGAAGGCCUACCUGCUGGCAGACAUGGCGCACAUCAGCGGGCUGGUGGCAGCCAAGGCCAUUCCUUCGCCCUUCGAGCACGCGGACCUGGUCACCAGCACCACGCACAAGACCCUGCGCGGCGCCAGGUCAGGACUGAUCUUCUACCGCAAGGGCGUGCGGUCGGUGGACAAGAAGACGGGCAAGGAGACGCUCUAUGACCUGGAGGACAGGGUCAACUUCGCUGUCUUCCCCUCCCUGCAAGGGGGACCCCACAACCAUGCUAUUGCUGCUGUAGCCGUGGCCCUCAAGCAGGCCAGCUCGCCAGCUUUCCGCCAGUACUGCCAGCAGGUGCUGAAGAACGCCAAAGCCAUGGCGCAGGCCCUGCUCCAGCGUGGGUACACCCUGGUAUCAGGUGGCACCGACAACCACCUGGUGCUGGUGGAGCUGCGGCCCAAGGGCAUUGACGGCGCACGGGCUGAGCGGGUGCUGGAGCUUGUGUCCAUCACUGCCAACAAGAACACGUGCCCCGGGGACAAGAGCGCACUCACGCCGGGGGGGCUGCGCCUGGGUGCCCCCGCACUGACCUCCCGCCACUUCCAUGAGGACGAUUUCCAGAAAGUUGUGGCCUUCAUCGACGAGGGCAUUGCGCUGGCCCUGGAUGUCAAGAGCAAAACCAGCAAGCUCCAGGAGUUCAAGACCUUCUUGCUGCAGGAUGCGGAGACGCAGCAGCGCUUGGCCAGCCUGCGCCAGCGUGUGGAGACCUUUGCUCGUGCCUUCCCCAUGCCUGGCUUCAGCGACCACUGA